CCCGUACACAUUCCCCCCCCCCCUAAAAUAAACAAAAUGGCCUCCCAACUACCCCCUUUCCCACGCUUCGUCUUUACAAAAUUCGAACCUCUCUCACUACUAUCCGGCUUCCUCCCCGCCAUCCUCUCCCCCGAUUGGUUCACCCACGAACAACUCAUCCAACCCCCUUCCUCCUCCUCUUCACCUCUAAUCGCCUAUCCCACCGCCAGCCGCACCACCACCCGCCAACUAGGCAACAUGUACUUCCUCGCCUUUCUUGUCGGGGUAGGCGUGCUGUACUCUUCUUCCGAGAUCAGAGUUGUCAAAAACUACCUGAUUGCUUUGUGGGUGGCGGAUCUGGGGCACAUGAUGAUCACGGCGGAGGCACUGGGAUGGGAGGGGACGAUGGAUGUGAGCGGGUGGAAUGCCAUGACUUGGGGGAAUUUGGGAGUUACUAUGUUCUUGUUCCUGACGAGGUCGGCUUACCUACUGGGGCUGUUUGGGCCGGAUAUGCCGAGGGUUGUGAAGGGGGCGAAGAAGACGGAGUGAGUAAAGGGAAAUUAAUCCGGCGAGCAAAAGGUAGUAUGGUGGUUAUCAAUCAUGUGUUGUUGUAGUAAACCCAUCAUCGACAGCAAAGUUGAGAGUAGCAUAUGACAAAUAUGUUAACCUGCUGAUGGCGGUGACUUUCGUCUGUUCAAUGACGAAGACUAUAAGAGCGAGCAGAGCCGAGGAAUGCAGGCGAGUCAUGGAGAGAGGGAUGGCAUGGCGAUCGGGCAGUUGAGAUGCACGACUAGAGAUAC
Messenger RNA from Neurospora hispaniola, 779 nucleotides. RefSeq lists its product as uncharacterized. The transcript has 3 exons. The record is from RefSeq and is a predicted model, not a curated record. NCBI's taxonomy places the organism in Eukaryota, Fungi, Ascomycota, Sordariomycetes, Sordariales, Sordariaceae. The coding region runs from base 37 to 528 and encodes 163 amino acids.